Hevea brasiliensis (rubber tree) is the source of this 962-nucleotide messenger RNA. Its product is annotated as photosystem I reaction center subunit II, chloroplastic-like. Bases 234 to 863 code for a protein of 209 amino acids. The record is from RefSeq and is a predicted model, not a curated record. The transcript has a single exon. Gene Ontology annotation, cellular component: photosystem I reaction center; photosystem I. Lineage: Eukaryota; Viridiplantae; Streptophyta; Magnoliopsida; Malpighiales; Euphorbiaceae. Gene Ontology annotation, biological process: photosynthesis.
GAUUUUACAAAAACGUAGAAGAAUUAGUCCUUGGCUCCUUGCCUCCUUGGUGGGACCAAAGUAUCAAAGCCAGAAAACUUAUUGGUCCAAGCAAUAUCUACUUAUCCAGAUAACGAAUUCGAAACACCACCACACAUCUGAAAAGCGAAAAUCAUCUACCCCUUCCUUCUCACUUAGCCAAAUUGAUAAAACAGAAAUACCCACAAUCUUUCCUCCUCCAAAUUUGCAUAAUCAUGGCAACCCAAGCAGGUCUGUUCACCCCCGCCAUCACCGCCCCAAAAUCCAGUAAGUCCCCUCUGGUUCCAUGGAAACCUACCUCUUCCUUUUCAUUCACCACCCCCAGCCCUCUCACUUUUUCCGCCGCCCAAAGAUCUCUCAAAGUUGCCGCUGCUGAAGAGAAAACUGAAGCUCCCACAAAAGAGGCUCCAGUGGGUUUCACCCCACCAGAAUUGGACCCAAAUACACCCUCACCAAUCUUCGGUGGCAGCACAGGAGGGUUGUUGCGCAAGGCUCAAGUUGAAGAAUUUUAUGUUAUCACAUGGGAUUCACCUAAAGAACAAAUCUUUGAGAUGCCAACUGGAGGUGCAGCUAUUAUGAGGCAAGGGCCUAACUUGCUCAAGUUGGCCAGGAAGGAGCAGUGUUUGGCUCUUGGUUCCAGAUUGCGAUCCAAGUACAAGAUUAAGUACCAGUUUUAUAGGGUAUUUCCUAAUGGAGAGGUUCAGUAUCUUCACCCCAAAGAUGGAGUUUAUCCUGAGAAAGUGAACCCAGGACGCCAAGGAGUUGGGCUGAACUUCAGAUCCAUUGGAAAGAACGUUAGUCCCAUUGAGGUCAAGUUCACUGGCAAGCAAGUUUAUGAUAUAUGAAGCAGCUAGCUAUGUAUUUAUGGAUCCCUCCGUUGCUGGAUCAUUGAUGUACUUUUAUUGUUCAAAGCAAUGCUUGAAAUCUGAAUUUUUUUUUCCUAA